AUGUUGGCGAAUGGACCAAAAUUGAAACAUACGGACACGAAUUGCGGGUUAUUCAACUAUGAACGAAUGAUACUCGAUGACAAGGCGCCGAAUAUUUUGCUACACUGGACCCUCACCACAAAAACGACGCCUCGAAUUGUGCUUCGACCCAGCUAUCGCUAUAUUUUUCCAAAUGAAAUUUCAAAAGGAAAAUGCAAAUACUUUUUGACGGAUCAAUCGGAUGAGGCUCUUAUCAAUCAAUGGAUUCAGAAGAAUGACGGGGAAGUUCCGACACAAUUAAUUACGGAACGAAUGAAGAAUUUGACCAUGUUUGAGAAGCACGGAAAACAGAAUUUCUACAUUCGAUGCAUUCCACCAGCCGACGCUUUAUCCCAAGAAGAUGGUCGAAUUUUUGUGGAAGACGCUGUCGAAAUUGUGCCAUUGAUUGCCAAAAAAUCGUCGUCAAGUAUGAACAAAAAGCUGGCUGAUAAGAAGCUCAACAAUCACAAGAUGAAAUGGAUCAAAGGACAAAUUCCACAAGCACACAGUACGAUUUCAGUCGCCGAUUUUGUCGAUUUUUUGGGAGAAUUGGAUUGUAAUAAGUCGCUGGUUACGAUUGUCGAAGAUGCUCCACACUUGUCAACAAAAAACGAAAUGGUUGAGGGUUUCGGAUACAUUCGUACAUGUACACCGUACGCCGAACCAGCCAUGGACCAUAUUCAAGCCAUCUUCUUCACAUUUCAUUGUCUUGUGAACGGUGUCAACUGGACCAAAGAAGACUGUUUGGAUCAUAAGACAUGCCUGCCAAGACUCAAAAAAGCGAUUUUUGCAUUGUUGAAGAAAUGGGCCGGGUUGAAUAAGGGUUCCUACAUUGAAGUGUCGUACGUCGUCGAACAAGUGGAGGAGAUUCGGAGAAUGUGUCCAUACAAGUACCUGACACCUCGAAAUUCUCCGGAUUACGCGUAUCAAGACUACGGUGGAAGCGAAUACUUCGAUACGACCAACUACUUCAAAGCUCUCGAUUACUACGGUCUGACACCAUUCGAAGACAUGCCGGAAGGCGGUGGUCGUCCGACGUGUAUGCUGAUUGGAAUGCAGAGAUUUUUGAUGCAAAUCCAUUGGAUCAAAAGUUUCUUCACCGAGAAAUCGGAUCGAGAGCUCCGCGAGCUCGUUGGACAAUCCGCACUUCAUUUGUUAAACGAGGACAUUCAGAAGGAUGCAUUGAAGUACCUGGUAGGGAACGGCUGCACAACAUACACAAAAUCCAAAAUCGAUGAUCUCAUGAAUCUCCGCCCACCAGCAACAAUUCCGGGAAGCUCCGCCCCUAUGGUCCCGCCUGGAUUAUCGAAAGAAGCAAAAUCAGAUGAAGAGAUAAAAGAGGAAGAAGAGGAAAAUGAAAAAAUUAAGGAUGAGCAAUCGGCAAAAAAGCCUACAAAAAUGGGAAAUUUGAAUAAUUGCAAAUCGUGUGCAGGUUAUAGAGAACGAGCGGCAUUAUUGAGAGCUAGUGCGAAGGAAAUGAAGAAUAAGGCUGAGGAAACGGCCAAAGAAUGGGAACAUUAUACGGAAUACAAGAAGGAGUACGAUCGAAAACAGGACAUUAUUCGGGAUCUUGAAGAGUUA
Messenger RNA from Caenorhabditis briggsae, 1599 nucleotides. The transcript is spliced from 7 exons. The annotation marks the transcript as partial. NCBI's taxonomy places the organism in Eukaryota, Metazoa, Nematoda, Chromadorea, Rhabditida, Rhabditidae. The record is from RefSeq and is a predicted model, not a curated record.